Cuscuta europaea is the source of this 2555-nucleotide messenger RNA. Lineage: Eukaryota; Viridiplantae; Streptophyta; Magnoliopsida; Solanales; Convolvulaceae. The record is from the annotation of a GenBank genome assembly.
AACCGACACAGGCCACAACUCCUAAUUCGUUCAGAAACCACACACAGUCUCUACAGCCUCGAAAUCUUGGGUUCAUGGCCGCGGACAUCAGCUAUCCUUCUCCCCUGAAUCUUCACUUCCUAGUUUGAAUUCCGAAAGACCAGUUACUAUUCCGACCAGUCCCGAAGCUCUAUUUCCACCGGAGAGAGUUAAGAUGCAUCUGAACUUGUCAAUUCCAGGCAACAAACAGUCAACCGAGCAGAGGCACAGACCACUUCAGCUAAAACAUGCUUUACAAUCCGUCAAAGCCCAGCUACCUUUGAACCAGUGCCUCUUCCUUCUCGCCACCAUCCUUCUCCAAAUCUGGAUUCUCUUCUCCCUCAUCCACUCCUCCCCGUCCAAGUCCCCGGCCGGCGGCCAACAUCUCCUGGCUAACCACCAGGAUUGCAGCUCCGGCAAGGUCUACGUCUACGAGAUUCCUCGGAAGUUCAACUACGAACUCGUGGAGAACUGCAAGGAGCUGGAUCCAUGGAAGGGAACCGGGUGCAAGGUGGUCGCAAAUGGCGGAUUUGGACCGCCGGGUACCGGACUCGAGAGCGUUGUUCCCGAGAAUCUCAUCCCGGCUUGGUAUUGGACGGAUAUGUACUCUGUAGAGCUGAUUUACCACGAACGGAUGCUGAAUCACAAGUGUAGAACCAUGGAUCCAAAUGAGGCCACCGGAUUCUUCUUACCCUUUUACGCCGGCAUCGCCGUCGGGAGGUAUUUGUUCACGGAGUUCAACUACACUUACCAAGAUCGGGACCGGUACUGUGAGAUGUUCCUAGAUUGGCUUGAAGAGCAGCCCACUUAUAUCAAGCACAAAGGUGUUGACCAUUUCAUAGUUCUCGGGAGAUUGACCUGGGAUUUCCGGCGAUUGGCCGACAACGACGGCGAUUGGGGCACGAGUUUCCUCUACAUGCCCCGAAUGAAGAACGUUUUCCGGUUGGGGGUGGAGAAGCACGACAAGGACCGACUAGAAGAGAGCGUGCCCUAUCCCACUGGAUUCCACCCCCGAUCGGAAGCCGACAUCCGGCAGUGGCAGAGCCACGUCAGAUCCCAGAAGCGCGACAGCCUAUUCACCUUCGUCGGAGCAAAGCGUCACAAAAUCAAGAACGACUUCCGAGGGAUGCUGAUGGACUACUGCAUCGACGAGGAGGCAUGCCGCGCUGUGGACUGCUCCGCCGUGAUGUGUUCGGACGGGUCGCCGGCGGUGUUCGACUCGUUCCUCCACUCGGACUUCUGCCUGCAGCCGAAGGGGGACGGGAUGACGCGGCGGUCAAUGUACGACUGCAUGAUCUCCGGCGCGAUUCCGGUGUACUUCUGGGAAGGGACAUUCAAGGACCAGUACGUGUGGCACCUGCCAUGGCGGUCGGAAACGUUCUCCGUUUACAUCGACAACCUCGGCGUCAGGAACAGCAAUGGUACGAUGAUCCGGGAGGUGCUGGAAGGAGUGCACAGAGACAACGUGAGGCAGAUGAGGGAAACGAUCAUAGAUUUGAUGCCGGAAAUUGUGUACGCCAGCAGGAAAGAAGGGCUGGGGAGUGUAAGAGACGCGUUUGACGUCACGCUCGACCGGGUUUUGAAGAGAUUGAAGGCUCGCAAAUGGCACCUCGUGUCUCGAAACGCCGAUGAUUAUGAGAUCUUCGAAUGAGAUGCAUUGCCAUCUCCAGCCGGCAGACCGGCCGGCCGGCGAAAUCUCUGUCGCUCUGUAUUAUUACACCUCCGAUUUUCAUUUGCCGGUGUAACUUGACUAGCCUGUUUUUCUGGAAUAUUUUAAUAUUUUAUUUUAUUUUUGGCGUUACUGUUAUGGAUAAAAUAAAGGAUUAUUAGUUUAUUUUACCUCAAACUAUCAUCAAAUUUACAAAUUUACCCUAUACUUUCUUUUUUAUCAAAAAAAGACUCACACUUCAUAUAUUUCAACUGUUAUGUUUUUCUUGUUUGUUUUUUUAAAAUUACACAUUUUUAUCAAUACCAUUAAGAUAUAAGCAAUACAAUUUUGUAAACUUAAAACUAAAGAGUUAAAAAAUAUGAAAUAUAAAUAUAGUUUUCUUCUUAAUUUUUAUUAAUUCAUCAAUUGAAAGUGUAAUUGUGAGAAAAGUUGAAAUUUGAAUCUUUUUAAUAAAAAUUAAAGUAUGUUUUUAAAAAAAUAAAAAUAAAAAUGAAAGUACGAGAUAGAUUUAUGAAUUUGAUUAUAGUUGGGUAUAUAUUUGACUAAUAAUCCAAAAAUAAAUUUAUGUCGGUUGAGAUCAGAAUGUAAAUUGUUUUUCGCAAGAAGGGCAGAAGCGUAAUAAUAGGCGAAAUUAAAACAGAGGAUCUAGGAUCCAUCAUUUCCUGUCUGUGCAACGUGGUGUACAUGCCCAGCAAAUGGUUUAAUCACGAGUUUUUUAGCAUGAUUAUUUGAAUCUGAAUUGGCCAUCAUGAGAUUGGCCACAUCGUUUUAUUACUCCAAAGUCCAAACUACUCCCAUUUGAAGGAGUCGACAAUUCAUACCGGAGUUAGAUUAUCAAAAUAAGACUAAAUGUCAUUUACUUUUCACA